AGCCCAUAGAGUGCUAAAGUGACAGACUCUAGACGUGAUAAUUGACACUGAUUGGAUAGGCGGAGCCUAGCGACAUUGAAGAAUGCGCCGCGCACGGUAUGACUGCUGUGCCGCUAAAGGUUUCGAGUACGUGCAUAGGGUAUUGUGAACUAAAAUGUCGAAUAAGGACCCGGUGGACGAGGAGGAAUUAGACGCUAAGAGACCAAGCAGGGGUAAAAGAUACAGCUUGCGGCCGGUUACACGGGAAUCGAGGACUAAACUUGCCGCACUAGCGGCCUUAGAGGAAGAAAGCGAUUGGUGCGACUACUGCUUCAAGAGCUCACACCGACACAAGAAGUAUGCUCACUUACGAUCAAACAGAGAGUGCGCAACGGCAAGAGAAAGAAGCCGGAUGCACUCACUCAAUGACGCCUUCGACAGCCUCAGAAAAGCCAUCCCUAAAACAAACUAUAACCAGGAGGAGAAACCCUCUAAAAUUGCGACUUUAAGACUUGCGAUCCACUAUAUUGCGGCGCUAUCGGACAUUCUAGGGAAACCUAUACCUGAGCCUGAACCGAAGGAAGCGAGAAGGGAUGGGGAAUCUCGAGCAAAGAGGGCGCGCUUGGAUGAUACUCAAGAGCUAAAUUCCCCUUCAGGAGAUUCCAGCUCAAAUAUUCCUACUGAUAACGAGUCUGAGGGUUCACCAGAGAGUUUUAUCUUCGAACAAGGAUUGUGGUACCUCGCGGAACAAGACGAUGAUCCCGAUUCACUUCUGAACGUCGAGGAGACGUACGGACUUAGACCACUUACCACGUGACCCGCCUAGAACAAUGAGCGAUCGUACGAACUCAAAACCAACCACGUGACCCACCUAGACCAAUGAGCGAUCGUUCAUAGGCUUGGUAAUCUGUCGAUUGAUUCGCCAUUUUUGUGUUGCGCGUGGGACUGGGUCGAGUUGAAAGCCAAUAGCAUAAGGGACAACAUGGCGUCGUAAACACAUUGAUGUGAUACUGAAUGAAAGCUAGUAAAUGGACAGUCAGUUUCGGCAAUUCAGCUCCCGGAAUUUUUUUGUUAGUUAGAUUCGCAACAUUAACAUUGACAUCGUUCCGAAAGAUGUAAUUGUUGAUGUUGUAAAUCUAAAUAAUGUAUAAGAGGACGCAAUUCAACAUCAGCGUCGACGACGCUAUGUGUACCUUUAUAUGUCCAAGCAUGCUGUUUACUUAUAAACUCGACCCACUUUCCCUGCGUGCUGUGCUCACUAAUCAUAAAGAUUAAGAAGAAAAGUCCCAAAAAAACUUCAAUCAAUUCUUGGAUUCAUUAAAGCUGGACGAAACCAGAAGAAAACCAAACGAUAUUAAGACAUUUUUUCAUUAAUUUCUCAACACAAACAGACGUGUGAUUUAUUGAUGUGUAAAUAUUUAUGGUUGCGUUCAUUAUAAAACCGACGUUUUAACAGUACAUGCCACCAUAUUUACAAAUACGACAAAUAUAUUUUAUAAACGAAGUAAAAUGCGUCCAUCGAAUAUAAACGCAAUAGUUACUACGA
Molecule: messenger RNA, 1525 nt
Organism: Nematostella vectensis (starlet sea anemone)
Lineage: Eukaryota; Metazoa; Cnidaria; Anthozoa; Actiniaria; Edwardsiidae
Product: twist-related protein
Exons: 2
Coding region: 155-796 (213 amino acids)
Molecular function (GO): protein dimerization activity
Source: RefSeq, a predicted model, not a curated record